CAGGCCUGCGUCUCCCUCCGAGCCCGGCCCGGCCCGGCGCGGCCGCUGCCUCCUGCAUGUCUUUCCGGCCCUCAGCCCCGCCGCCGCCUCAGCCCCGUCGACGGACGCCCCGCGGGCUGGAUGCAGACUAACAGGGAUGCCAAAGGAAAAAUAUGAUCCUCCAGAUCCUCGCAGAAUUUAUACCAUCAUGUCAGCUGAGGAGGUAGCCAAUGGGAAGAAGUCCCAUUGGGCAGAAUUGGAAAUCUCGGGUAGAGUGCGGAGCUUAAGUACGUCACUGUGGUCGCUAACGCACUUGACCGCUCUACACCUCAAUGACAACUAUCUGACUCGCAUUCCGCCUGAUAUUGCCAAGCUUCAUAAUCUGGUUUACCUGGAUCUAUCGUCCAACAAACUCAGAAGUUUACCAGCAGAACUAGGAAACAUGGUAUCUCUCAGGGAAUUGCUUUUAAACAACAAUUUGUUACGAGUUUUGCCUUAUGAACUUGGUCGGCUCUUUCAGCUGCAAACACUAGGUUUGAAAGGCAAUCCUUUAUCACAAGAUAUUCUCAGUUUGUACCAAGACCCUGACGGGACACGGAAACUAUUGAACCACAUGCUUGACAAUCUAGCAGUUCAUCCAGAGCAGCUGCCUCCAAGGCCAUGGAUUACAUUAAAAGAACGAGACCAAAUUCUGCCCUCAGCUUCGUUUACUGUCAUGUGUUACAACGUGUUGUGUGAUAAAUAUGCCACCCGACAGCUCUACGGCUACUGCCCGUCGUGGGCAUUAAACUGGGAGUACAGGAAAAAGGGAAUCAUGGAAGAAAUCGUUAACUGGGAUGCAGAUAUCAUUAGCCUUCAGGAAGUAGAAACCGAGCAAUACUUCACCCUCUUUCUGCCAGCAUUAAAAGAGCGUGGAUACGAUGGAUUUUUUUCUCCAAAGUCACGUGCCAAAAUCAUGUCCGAGCAGGAGCGGAAGCAUGUGGACGGUUGUGCAAUAUUCUUCAAAACAGAAAAGUUCACAUUGGUGCAAAAGCACACGGUUGAAUUCAACCAAGUGGCGAUGGCAAACUCGGAAGGAUCAGAAGCUAUGCUGAACCGAGUGAUGACGAAGGACAACAUUGGAGUCGCUGUCGUGUUAGAGGUGCACAAAGAACUGUUUGGAGUAGGCAUGAAGCCACUUCAUACAGUGGACAACCAGCUGCUUAUUAUAGCAAAUGCCCAUAUGCAUUGGGACCCUGAAUAUUCCGAUGUGAAACUCGUCCAGACCAUGAUGUUUGUCUCUGAAUUGAAAAGCAUCCUUGAGAAAGCCUCCGGCAGGCCUGGAAGCCCAACGGCAGAUUUGAACUCCAUCCCUCUGGUGCUGUGUGCGGAUUUGAACUCACUGCCUGAUUCUGGUGUUGUGGAAUAUCUAAGCAAUGGAAUAGUAGCUGACAACCACAAAGACUUCAAGGAGUUGCGAUACAAUGAGUGUCUCAUGAACUUCAGCGGCAACGGGAAGAACGGGGCUUCGGAAGGGAGGAUCACGCACGGCUUCCAGCUCAAGAGCGCCUAUGAAAACAACUUGAUGCCUUAUACAAAUUAUACCUUUGAUUUCAAAGGUGUGAUUGACUACAUUUUUUAUUCCAAUAAUCACAUGAACGUGCUCGGUGUCCUGGGCCCUCUGGAUCCGCAGUGGCUGGUGGAGAACAACAUCAGCGGGUGCCCUCACCCUCACAUCCCUUCCGACCACUUCUCACUGUUGACGCAGCUUGAGCUCCACCCUCCCUUCCUGCCUCCGGUCAACGGCGUCCACUUGCCUACCAGGAGGUAGUGGAGCCCUGCCCCCUCUGGAGGGCCGGGACCUGUUUGUUCGUUUUAUGGACCUGUACAGUUGUAAAUCAAAGUAUGUAGGAGUGAAGUAUGGCAAACAUUUUAAAAGCUGCUGCUUCGAGCUCCUUUUCAUUAUGUGUUUUGAUGAUACGACUUUUGCACAUUUUUGAGGGUGCAUAUUGGUACCAUUUGGCACUAGGGCUGGAACCAAAGUUGUUGUUUGUUCCCUUUCCGGGUUUUUGUUUUUAAGAGAUCUCUCUGUCUAUAUAUAUCUAUAUCUAUAUAUAUUUUAAACUGGCAAGCUUUAUUUGUUUCAUUGGGAAGCUGCCUUUAUAAAUGGACAAAUCAGCCGGGAAGAUUUGCAGAUACAUAUACACCCACAGCUAAAGCUUUUUUUCUUCUUCUUCCUCUUCCCCCCUGGACUAGUUAUCCCUUCCUCUCCCAAACUGCCCUUUUUGGUUUUGCUUUUUUUUUUAAAAAAGCAUCCACAGAUAGUUUAGAUACAAUUGAUGUAUGGGUCUUUCCAGGAAAGGUUGAUAAUAGGAAAUACUGUCGUCGGAGCACUUAAUAAUGUACGAGAACCGUAGAGUGUGCUGUCUCCACACCACCAAAAUUCCAGAUCAAUUUAGGAAGCCAACGGUUGAAAUUAGAUCUAAACGGGGCUUUGCCGUAGGGGAUGGGGAAACGUGCUGCCCCUGUAGAGAAUUUGCCUGCGGGUUUCAUAUAGGGCUGAUCGACCAGCGUCUGCUCCUCUGUGGAAGUGCCGUCCUGUACGGCCCCCGUCAAAAUAAAUAAAAUGGCACUUUUACAAAGCGGGAGAGCUUCAGCACCCAUAAAUCUGAUGUCGUGAACCAUGUUCAUUGGUGACUCACUUUGUUCACAGUAGAGGUUGCAGCAGCCAACAAUGAAAGGGGGAAACUUCGUCAGGCCCAAUGGCCUUGCAACCUUAUCUUCUCUUCCCCCCCCCCCCCCCGCCCCAAGAACACCUCGGUAGCAAUACCGCCUGUAAAAACUCUGGAAGAUGUUUGCGUUAUUUUUAUUUUAAGGAAUUGGACUGCUUUUUGAGAGGCCUUAGCAGAAGAAGAAGAAAUCGAGUCUGAUGGCUAACCCAAGGGAAAGAAGGUGCAUAGCAAGAUAGGAGAGAAAAGUUUAAAUUGUAAACAGUUGGGAGGGGGGUGCUAGAAUACUGUCCUUAGAAUCAGUGGCCAGAAUCCUCGUGUGCUGAGAGUUCACAAUCUGCAGGUUCGCUUUCUCACUUUCAAAUCACAGUGCCUCCCCUUUCCUUCCCCCGCCUUUUGCAGUGGUUCAGCCUGGAGGGGAGGAGACGGGUGCUGGGAGUUCCGUUUGGCUUCUGGCUCCCCCAUGCCUGAGAAGUGGUUUUUCCAGGUGCGUUUCCCCACCGCCACGUGCAAGCGAGCAAGCGGUAGCCAUAACCGUUCCUCGGAUUUCUUUUCCUUGACCCUAGUCGCCAAAUAAACCAUCUCAUGCUUUUAACAAUUUUUUUUUAAUUUUUUGUUUCUGUUCUCUAGCAGAGUUGAUUUAAAAAAAAAAAAAGCUGCUGGUUCAUUCCCAACUAUUAAUUUCUCUUAAAGAUAAGUUGGAGAUCUUUAAUUCCACCCCCCCUCCCCCCGUGCUGCAGGUGGCCAUUUCAAAAGCACCGUGCCUCAAGAGGAGAGAGAGCAGAAAGUCAUAAUGCCAUCAGUUUUUUGGUGUGUAGGGGGGAAGGCUGUGACUGCAAACCACUGAAGGCUGCCAGUCAGCAGCCUCUGUUUCAGUGGGACUUGGGUGUGGUUUCACUGAGAGCCCACUCAUGCAGACGGAGGCUGCUGAGCCCAGCUUAGACCCCUUCGGUGGAGUAAACCCUUUUGCUUUGCACUUCGAACAGCAAAAGAAAAGGCACAGUACCCGAGGUUGUGUCUGUUAAGUUUUUCCUGUAUUCUGCUUCUUUGCUGCUAUAUUCAGAGACCUUGAGCUUAUAUUUUAAACUUUUCAUGCACUUUACUGUUUCUAGUCUCAAAAAAGAAAAAAUGUGAUAUUUUUAAUAAACGAGAGUUUUUUUCCAUUAUGUGAAUGAAAAUUUUUUAAAAGAAGCCUAUAUUUGUCUCAUUUCAUAACCCUUAAAAAAAAAAAAAAGGAAAAGCGAAACGGUUUACAUUACUUUUAAAAUAACUUCUGCACCAAUCGUCUGUUGUGUGAAAUGUAUUUCAUAAAGCCAUUCUUUUUUCUUCCCCCGUUUGCUAGCUAUGUAUAAAAAUGACCAAGGAAAUUUAAUCAGGUGAUAGUAAGAAAUACUCCCUCUUUAUUUGGUGCAGUAGGGUAGAGGGAUACACCGCACCUAUAGGGCUUUUUUUGUAGCAGGAAUGCCUUUGCAUAUUAGGCCACACCCCUGAUGUAGCCAAUCCUCCAAGAGCUUACCGGGCUCUUAGUACAGAGCCUACUGUCAGCUCCAGAAGGAUUGGCUACAUCGGGGGGUGUGGCCUAACAUGCAAAGGAGUUCCUGCUACAAAAAAAGCUCUGCCGCAGUUUCUUCAGUGGAGGUUGCAAUUACCUUUCAAAAGUGCCUGCAGCCAUUGAAGGGUGUGUCUCCCCCUGCUGAAACUCUGCAUUUGUGUGGAAAUUCAUGAUGGAACUACGGUAUACAAAGACAACAGGACCGCUGCUUAAUUUCGGCAGCCCUGUGUCAAGUUUCCCCAUCCAUUUCUGCAUCAUUGAGUAGAAUUUCUUACAUCGUGAUGCCUUUUUUGACGUGCUUUCUCCCCGCCCCCUCACCAUGGGAACGCCACUGGCAGGCGUAGGAAGCACUUCACAUGAUGCCAUCAAGACUUGAGACAGAUUUUACUCUAGAUGUAAAAGCAGAAGGAGAACGUAACCCGAGGGCUGCCAUUUUUAGCAGCGGUCUCGUCUUUCUAAUAAACGCGUAGCUCCACCUUUGAUGGAAAUAGCUUGUAAAGCACGAGUCAGGCGUUCACCUUUUUAAAGAUGACGUUUUCUCCCCAUCUUGGUGCAGGUAUCUCUUUUUAUAUACCUCGAAAGUGUUGCAUACGUGGCCAUGUGUGUCUGUAUAUAAAUACCAAUUGACGAAGUAAUUGCAAUAUAGUACUGGAAAGUAGAAUAGCAUGAAAAACUUAAAUUUUGCGGACAUUAACCUUUUUUUUUAGUUGUUAUUGUUGGUUGGUUUGUAAGGGCCUGAUCCACGGGAACGUUCUCCUGUGCAAGCUCUGUUAAAACGAGCAGGCGUUAGCAGCCCUUGUCCUUUUAAUGGGGACUUGUACCAAAGAAAGUCCUAUGGAUUCAGCUCAGUCCAUCUACUGUAUCUUCACUCAGAGGCAUUGAUUUUUCUUUCCUGCUCUUGGAGGUAUGCACUAACAACUCCUCCUCCUCUUCAUAACGUGCAUGUUAAUUAGCAAUGUGAGCAAUAUUUCCUACCAUACUUCACUCCCAAAUAUUUUUGAAAUGUUUGUAUAAAAUGGAGUUUAAAAAACAAAACAAAACAAUUUUCGCCUGUGAUUGUAUAUGAAUUGCAGAGGAGCCGGUUUAUUAAAUAAAUUUAAAAAAGAAACCUCUACAAUCUUUUGUAACGUUGUUGGGAGAGGGGGGGGAAAUGAAAUAAAAAGACUGGGAAACAUUGUGAACAGCU
Molecule: messenger RNA, 5425 nt
Organism: Heteronotia binoei (common prickly gecko)
Lineage: Eukaryota; Metazoa; Chordata; Lepidosauria; Squamata; Gekkonidae
Gene: CNOT6L
Product: CCR4-NOT transcription complex subunit 6 like
Exons: 12
Coding region: 137-1789 (550 amino acids)
Biological process (GO): nuclear-transcribed mRNA poly(A) tail shortening
Cellular component (GO): cytoplasm; nucleus; CCR4-NOT complex
Molecular function (GO): protein binding; poly(A)-specific ribonuclease activity
Source: RefSeq, a predicted model, not a curated record